This is a messenger RNA of Melitaea cinxia (Glanville fritillary), 3190 nucleotides long. It is a transcript of the gene lama, whose product is annotated as putative phospholipase B-like lamina ancestor. Gene Ontology annotation, cellular component: extracellular region. Gene Ontology annotation, biological process: phospholipid catabolic process. Gene Ontology annotation, molecular function: glycerophospholipase activity. NCBI's taxonomy places the organism in Eukaryota, Metazoa, Arthropoda, Insecta, Lepidoptera, Nymphalidae. The record is from RefSeq and is a predicted model, not a curated record. Bases 612 to 2666 code for a protein of 684 amino acids. The transcript is spliced from 11 exons.
UAUGGCAGUUGCACCCUUCUGUAGAGUCAUGCGCUUGCGAUAGCGACGAUUUCCGUGCGCGCUACAUUUAAUGUAAUCGUCAAUCGUCAUUCGUCACUUGGAUGUAACAUAGUGCGCUCGUGUUUCUGCAGGGCUCAUUGUAGUUCGCGCGAAAGCCCUUAAAGUGCCUAUUCAAAUGUAGUCCCCUUGCUGUGACCUACGUUAAAGGCAACCUAAGUUUCAAGAAGAAAAUCAAUGCAAACAUCAGUGGCGGUUUAAGUCAGUUACCGACCAUCCGCCACCGUCAUCAGCAGUUUCAUCCCGAUGGGUUGAGAACGCCGAGAUUUUGUGUUUGUGGGCACACCACUGACGCUGGUUGAAAGCUAAUAAGUCUAAAUACGUGUGUAAGGAGACCACACAUCAUCACCAAAGUGGAAUCCAAUGCGUACUCCGAGCCCAUCAGUCGGAGCGGUACGGGAACCUUGAACACCGAGAGAAACAGCAACUUUGAUGGUUGCUCUCCCAUUGGGAAAUAUCGUCUACACACACUGUCACUUCAUUAUUAUUAAAUUUCUAAACAUCUUUUUCAUUUUAUAACUCAGAUAACCUUUAUUUCUUAUUUAGUAGACAAAAUGAGUAAAAAUUUAAAAGUCAUAGGUGCCUCUUGGCUCCAAACUAAAAUAAGCUCUUAUAUAUUAGGAUUUCUUGGAGUCCUCGCCAUAUUAGCGCUCUUCGUUGGACAGAUAGAAAGAAUCCAGGAAGACGGAAACUAUGCGGCUACCGUGUUCUAUUCAGAGAAAACCGGAUAUCGCAUAGAGUAUUGGGGUCAGAGCAACAAUUUAAAGGACAUAGCUAAGGGAGUGGCUCGAGCCUACUUUAGAGGAGACAUUGAGACUACGGGCUGGUCACUACUGGAAGUUGAAACAGAUGGUUCAUACCCUGAUGAAAUUCAAGCUUACGCAGCUGGUGUAGUAGAAGGAGCUCUGACCUGGUACCUCAUCCACAUGCACCUUGAAAACACUAUUAGAGCGAAAUGUGAAGACCAACCGCUUGAGAAACAAUGCGAUAAAUUAAGAGAUGCUUUGGAUAAAUCUGCCAAUAUAUGGAAAACUUACGCCGCAGAACGGAGUUCGAGUGAUCCUUUUUGGCACCACGUUUCGUUGUAUUACACGCAAAUCGGAGGUAUAUAUACAGGAUGGAAACAUGGAGUAGAACGAAGUAUGAACGAAUAUGAAACUGACAUAUCCGACUUAUACUGGUUGAAUUCCAUAGCCGAAGUUAAUGAAUUACAGCACAAACUUAAUAUUACCAUAGAGGACCCUGAAAUCAGUAAUAUGCCAGGUUUAUCGAGUGCAUUUUUAAGAAUUAUUAAUGAAACGACAGAGGAUGGAACGUCUAUCAAGAAGCUGUUUGUAGCGCAGGAUGUAGCUGGAAGUUAUUCAUCAAUGACCAGAAUAAUGAAGAGAUAUAAAUUAAAUUACCAUCGUACGUCAAAAGAUUCCACCCCAGCACCGGGGUCAACAGUGGAUUUCUCCAGCUACCCGGGCUCCGUGACCAGUCAAGAUGAACUAUAUGUCGUGAAAGGGGAACAUCAUCGUUUAGCUAUUACUGGAACAUCAUUAAAGAACUAUAACAGUAAACUAUGGAAGAACGUCAAUAUUACAGAACAGGUUCCUAUCGGUCCUCGUAUAACAGCCGCUAAUCACCUCGCUUCGAACACUAGUUCCUGGGGCCACACCAUCGCGCGGAGCAAUUCCGGUACUGGCUGCAAGCAGUGGCUCGUUGUCAACUUCAACAAGUUCAAUCAAAUCAUGAACACGAACGAAGAAAGUUACGUACCGAAGACUGAAAAAAAGGAAAUCAUUACAGAGAGCAAAAUUAAUAACGACAUAAAACACACAAUAGUCCAUCGUGCUGGCAGCGGUCGUGCCAAAGGCUUACUGUGCCUGAUUGAGCAAAUUCCUGGUAGGACUCAUUCGGCUGAUCUUUCUGACGUUUUUCUUGAAAAAACUUAUUGGGCUACAUAUGGAUUACCUUUCUUUACGGAUAUAGCAAAUGAUACACACAUACGGAAAAUGGAAGAAGCUUAUGGAAUCAUAUUCUCCGAAACUAAAUCGCCAAAAGCAAAGAUAUUUCAAAAAGGUUUUAAAAACGCCACUACAUUAGACAGCAUAAUAAAAUUAAUGAGAACUAAUAACGUAACCGCAAUCAAUGAAGCCAGCACUACAGUCAAUUGUAAAGAUAAUAAAAAUUGCAUAAUUAAUGAACCCGAGUAUUGGUCAGUUAUUGGAGUUCGUGGAGACAUAGCCAAACAACAUAAGGAGGCAUACGGGAUUAUUGAUACUAAAGUCGUCAUCGGUACGGCAAAAGAUACAUCGUUAGAUUUAAUCGCGGUAUCGAGUCCACCUUUCUCAGUAGUAAAUAUAACCGCUGUUCCUAUUAAUAAAGGAAAUAUUGCUUCCAUAUACACGGAUCAGUUUGACGAUGUUCCAAUGAUAAAUGGUUUAGAAAUCAGAGACCUCGUAAAACAUCAACAGGAAGAAGCUGAAAAGAAGACUAUAGAAAUGCUUAAGAAAAAUGAAUUAAAACCUUUUCAGUGGUCCGAAAGUGAUUUUAAUGACGAAGCACAUGAAGGCCUACCUGACGUUUGGAAUUUUGGUCCCUUUAGGCCCAACUGGUCGUGGUGAAUCUCUAAACUCUCAACUAUUUAAUUACAAUUAGAUAUAUGUGUUUACUAUAAGCUGACCUACAUUUUUUUUAAGAAUAGUAAUAUAUCCGUCCUCAGAUUUUUGUACUCAGACAUUAGAAUCAUUUUGAAAUCUUUCAAUCAUUUUAGAUUACUUUUUCGUGUUAGUUGGUUCAUUACAUCACUUUUCAUAAUGUGCGUUUUAUUUUAUUUUUUAAUCGAAAUUAAAUGACAGCAUAUUUAUUUCAUUUCUAUUCGCUAUAUUCAUGACUGUAUUCUUUGUUUCAUGUGUGUUUUAUUAGUAAAUACUUAAUUUUAUAAUAAUUUUUUUUUUUAAAUAUUUUUCUGCCUGUUUUUAAAUCGACUGUUGAAUGCAACUUGUUGUAUUUUUGUAAUGUUUACACAUUAAUUGCUCGUAACACUAAAAUAUAUUAAAAUGGUAAUCUUAAUAAGAAUGAAGUGACGUAAAGUAGUAAAGAAUAAUAUCAACUGUUCUCUCGGAAAUAAAAUGUUCCCUAAAUAAAA